Messenger RNA from Halichondria panicea, 1271 nucleotides. Its product is annotated as replication factor C subunit 2-like. The transcript is spliced from 8 exons. The record is from RefSeq and is a predicted model, not a curated record. The coding region runs from base 64 to 1113 and encodes 349 amino acids. Gene Ontology annotation, molecular function: ATP binding; DNA clamp loader activity; ATP hydrolysis activity. Gene Ontology annotation, biological process: DNA repair; DNA-templated DNA replication. Gene Ontology annotation, cellular component: nucleus; DNA replication factor C complex. NCBI's taxonomy places the organism in Eukaryota, Metazoa, Porifera, Demospongiae, Suberitida, Halichondriidae.
GGGACAGACAAGGGGCUAUAGUGGGCAACUAGUCGCGGUCUCUUAUCGAGUGUGAUGUGAACAAUGGCCUCUGAUGGAGAAGUUGAGGUGAUGGAAGUGAGUGAUAAUGGUGCUCCUGUCAAAGAGAAGACCUCCAAACCAACGCAUGAGCUACCAUGGAUUGAGAAGUAUCGUCCCACACUACUGUCGCAGGUGGUAGGGAAUGAGGAGACCAUCAGCCGACUAGCCGUGUUUGCCAAAGAGGGCAACGUACCUAACAUCAUCAUUGCAGGCCCACCUGGCACGGGUAAGACGACCAGUAUCCUAUGCCUGGCUCGGGCUAUGCUGGGUGCUUCCUUCAAGGACGCCGUAUUGGAGCUUAAUGCGUCCAAUGAAAGAGGCAUUGAUGUGGUCAGGAAUCAGAUCAAGUCGUUUGCCCACCAGAAGGUGACCCUCCCUAAAGGUAGACACAAGAUCAUUAUUCUCGACGAGGCUGACAGUAUGACCGACGGUGCACAGCAAGCCCUCAGGCGCACUAUGGAGAUAUUCUCCAAGACCACACGAUUUGCCCUAGCUUGCAACGCCUCAGACAAGAUUAUUGAGGCCAUACAGUCUCGUUGUGCUGUCCUGCGCUACUCUAAACUCUCUGACACUCAAAUUCUCACUCGACUCUUGGAGGUCUGCGAAAAAGAAGCGGUGCCUCGUUGUGAUGAGGGACUGGAGGCAAUCAUAUUUACGGCUCAGGGGGACAUGAGACAUGCCCUCAACAACUUGCAGUCCACAUACGCUGGGUUUGGAUUUGUCAGCGCUGAAAAUGUUUUCAAGGUGUGUGAUGAGCCACACCCACUUCUGAUUAAGGAGAUGUUGACGCACUGUGUGAACACACGUAUUGAUGAUGGCUAUCAGAUACUCAAGACACUCUGGGACAAGGGGUAUUCCCCUCAUGACAUCAUCACUAACACGUUCAGAGUCGCCAAGACACACCCCCUGAUACCAGAGUACUUAAAGCUCGAGUUUAUCAAGGAGAUUGGGUUUACUCACAUGCGUAUUGCCGAGGGUGUCGACUCGUUGCUACAACUGUCUGGUCUACUAGCCAGACUCUGUCUCAAGUCAGUGCCCACCCCCACCAAGUGACGGCACACCCACCCCCCACACACUAACUGACCCCCUGACUCUUUAGUACACACAUAUAAUUAUUAUUAUUCUGUUUAUUGUUUUCCAAACAUGUUAUGUGAUUUAAUUAUGUAAUACACUCAAUUCUACAACAACAUAAAAGUAAUGUUUCAUGUAAA